Messenger RNA from Gossypium raimondii (Peruvian cotton), 3654 nucleotides. RefSeq names its product pentatricopeptide repeat-containing protein At4g30825, chloroplastic. The transcript has 2 exons. Gene Ontology annotation, molecular function: protein binding. The record is from RefSeq and is a predicted model, not a curated record. Lineage: Eukaryota; Viridiplantae; Streptophyta; Magnoliopsida; Malvales; Malvaceae. The coding region runs from base 199 to 2955 and encodes 918 amino acids.
GCUGUAAAGUAGAAAAGGAAAUUAAAAAAAAGGAGAAAAAAAGCAAGAAAAUCCAGAAACGGUUAUUUUGCUCCACUGCUUCAACCUCCUUUAUCCCAUCAUCAAGGUACUCUACUGCUUUCUUCUUUAAUUCCAUUCAUCCACAAAAGUGAUGCAUAAUUUUUUCUUCAAAAUCCUAUAACAGUAAUUAUAACAACUAUGGCUUCUUUGAAAUUGUCCCUUUCUUGGGACUCUGUCGAUUCAAAGAAACUCAGCUUCUACGUUAACCCAUCUCAUUUACCUGAUCAAUGUUCCAGUUUUUCAUUCACCAGUUGUUUUCAUGUCGCAAGAGCUGCUUCCAUGCUCACUUCUUUGACUAGGCUCAAACAUAUUAGAGUCGAACCCGCCAACGUUCCUGACCCUAACCCAGUCGAUAGAGAUAGCCCUUUUUCUUCCAAAAAUGAAUUAGUGAAUGAAAACCCAAAACUUGUUGAGGGCCGAAAAGGUCAAAACCGCAAGAAAGGGAUAACAAGAAAUGUGGAUUUCAGGUUUGGUUCCAGAAGGAGUGGUAACGAAGUAGAAAAAGGAGAUCUUUUUGUGUGUAGAAAUAGCGGGUUGGAUGUUGAUUAUACUGCUAUAAAGCCUGACUUGAAUUUGGAGCAUUGUAAUUCUAUAUUGAAAAGACUUGAGAAGUCUAAUGAUGGUAAUGCUUUGAGAUUUUUUGAGUGGAUGAGGAGCAAUGGGAAAUUAGAUGGAAAUGUGACGGCUUAUAGAUUGGUUCUUCGAGUUUUGGGCAGGAGACAAGAUUGGGACGCUGCUGAAAUAUUGGUUAGGCAAGCAAAAUGCGAUUCCGGCUGUGAGCUUGAUUUUCAGGUUUUCAAUACAAUCAUAUACGCCUGUUCUAAAAGGGGGAUUGUUGAAAUGGGUGCUAAGUGGUUUAGAAUGAUGCUGGAACAUGGGGUUCAGCCAAAUGUUGCCACUUAUGGGAUGCUUAUGGGACUUUACCAAAAGGGUUGGAAUGUUAGGGACGCAGAGUUUGCACUUUCACAAAUGAGGAGUUCUGGCAUUGUAUGUCAGUCUGCAUACUCUGCAAUGAUCACAAUUUAUACACGGUUGAGUUUGUAUGACAAAGCGGAAGAGGUUAUCAGCUUUAUGAGAGAAGAUAAAGUCGCAUUGAAUCUUGAGAAUUGGUUGGUGAUGCUUAAUGCUUAUAGUCAAAGUGGCAAGUUAGACGAGGCUGAGCAGGUAUUGGUUUCAAUGCAAGAAGCAGGCUUUUCUCCAAAUAUUGUUGCAUACAAUACACUGAUCACAGGGUAUGGAAGAGCAUCAAAUAUGGAUGCAGCUCAACUAGUAUUCCUGAGCAUCCGGCAAGUUGGAUUAGAACCUGAUGGUACAACUUACCGUUCCAUGAUUGAGGGCUGGGGGCGAACUGGCAAUUAUAAAGAGGCAGGAUGGUAUUACAGGGCUAUGAAACAGCUCGGAUUCAAGCCUAACUCAUCUAACUUGUACACGCUGCUAACUUUGCAAGCAAAGCAUGGGGAUGAAGAGGGUGCCAUUAGAACACUUGAUGAUAUGCUCAAGAUGAGGUGCCAACAUUCUUCAAUCCUAGGUACUGUUUUGCAAGCAUAUGAGAAGACUGGGAGGAUCUAUAAAGUCCCUCUUGUUAUAACUGGGUCUUUCUAUCAACAUGUUUUAGAAGACCCAACUUCUUGUUCCAUUCUAGUCAUGGCUUAUGUGAAAAGUGGAUUAGUGAAUGAUGCAAUUAAAGUGUUGGGGAGCAAAAGGUGGAAGGAUCCAGUUUUUGAAGAUAACCUGUAUCAUUUAUUAAUUUGCUCUUGCAAGGAGUUGGAUGAUCUUGAUAACGCGGUUAAGAUAUUUUCUCAAAUACCUAACUCUGAAAAUAAGCCAAAUUUGCAUAUAAUGUGUACAAUGAUUGACAUUUACAGUGUCAUGGGUCACUUCAAUGAAGCAGAAAAACUCUAUUUGAAGUUAAAAUCUUCAGGGGUUGCCUUGGACAUGAUUGGCUUUAGCAUUGUUGUAAGAAUGUAUGUUAAAGCUGGAUCUUUAAAAGAUGCCUGCAGCGCUCUACAAAUGAUGGAGAAGCAGAAAGACAUUGUCCCAGACAUUUAUCUGUUUCGUGACAUGCUUCGGAUAUAUCAAAAGUGCAACAUGCAGGAAAAAUUAACGACUCUUUACUAUAGAAUUUUGAAGAGCGGUAUUACCUGGGAUCAGGAAAUGUAUAACUGUGUCAUUAACUGUUGUGCACGUGCUUUGCCAGUCGAUGAGCUUUCCAAGAUUUUUAAUCGAAUGCUUCACCAUGGUUUUGCUCCUAAUACUAUAACCUUCAAUGUCAUGCUUGAUGUUUAUGGUAAAGCCAAACUUUUCAGGAAGGUCAAGAAACUAUUCUGGAUGGCAAAAACUGGAGGUUUGGUAGAUGUAAUCUCUUACAAUACUAUUAUAUCUGCUUAUGGUCAAAAUAAGGACUUCAAGAAUAUGUCAUCAACCAUUCGAGAAAUGCAAUUCAAUGGUUUUUCAGUUUCCCUUGAAGCCUAUAAUUGCAUGUUGGAUGCAUAUGGGAAAGAAGGCGAAAUGGAGAAAUUUCGAAGUGUAUUGCAGAGGAUGAAGGAAUCAAAUUGUGCUUCCGACCACUAUACAUACAACAUUAUGAUCAAUAUUUAUGGGGAACGAAGAUGGAUUGAUGAAGUUGCUGCUGUGCUGACAGAACUGAAAGAAUGUGGAGUAGGACCUGAUUUGUGCAGUUAUAACACAUUGAUUAAGGCGUAUGGAAUCGCUGGAAUGGUCGAGGAUGCUGUAGGUUUGAUCAAGGAAAUGCGAGGAAAUGGGAUAGAGCCUGAUAGGAUAACUUACAGCAAUCUGAUCACUGCAUUAAGAAAGAAUGAUAAGUUCUUAGAGGCUGUUAAGUGGUCAUUGUGGAUGAAGCAGAUGGAAAUGGAAAAUGCAAGUGGUCCUACAUAAUCUGUUUUCCACAUCAUUUCGCAUUAAAGCUCCUACAACAUUCUACCUAAACAUUUCACAGGUGAUUGCUUCUUAAGAUCUAAGGACGAGCCAAGCAGAUUGUAUUUGGGAAACUGAUAAGUAGAUGCUACUGGAAGCAUGGAGGAUCCUUGCAAUGCCACAACCCUGGUAAAAAUAUAUUUAUAUGUAAAAAUUUCUGUGAUGCUAAUUUAUGGAAGUGAAAGUACUAAAUUUACUCAGAUGAAGGAGCAAUGUCAAACUGAAGCGCAUUGAACGUGAGGUUUUCUUCCUCGGUUAUACUUGGCUUGGGGCACAAUAGUUUGUCUUCAUUGACAAGGCAUGCUACUGUACUCCAUGAAUGAAACAAACUGAGAUAUCAUCAUCAAGGGUGGAUUUGUUCUCUCCAAAAUAUUGAUUUCUCCAUUAUUUUGUGCAGCCUAGCAUCUGGUGUAUGAAAUAAUAUUACUGCUAUUAGAAACAGGAAAGCAUACCGUAUUCAUUCUUAUCUCUCUUUUUUGCAUGUAAUAUAUAUAUAUAUAUUUCCUAUAAGCUGGACAUUAUGUAUGAUAUAUCUUACAUUUCUCUGGUGUGUUUAUUAUUAUUAUUAUUAUUAUUAUUCUCAUUUUCAUUGGUUUUGCAUAUUUACUUUCAUGUAAGCAGGAAUGUCAUAAUAGUUUUAAAAAUUCUCCCUUAUGUAUA